This is a messenger RNA of Setaria italica (foxtail millet), 2157 nucleotides long. Its product is annotated as IAA-alanine resistance protein 1. The record is from RefSeq and is a predicted model, not a curated record. Gene Ontology annotation, molecular function: zinc ion transmembrane transporter activity. Gene Ontology annotation, cellular component: membrane. Gene Ontology annotation, biological process: zinc ion transmembrane transport; intracellular zinc ion homeostasis. NCBI's taxonomy places the organism in Eukaryota, Viridiplantae, Streptophyta, Magnoliopsida, Poales, Poaceae.
CAACCGGCUUGAUCAUGCUCCCCACAAGCUAUCAUCAACCUGUGGCCGUCUUCCACCCGACGAUCUUUCCUCUCUUUGUAGCCCUGUGAAACCCCUCGACGUCCGAUCCAUCGCGGUGCCCGGAGCUCCCGGAAAUUGCAGAGCCGCCUUGCUUGCCACCGACGCAAAGCGUACCGCGUACGCCGCCGCGGCGUACGGGGAGCACGAGCCCAGAGAAGCUCCCGGUUUCCCCGCCGUCGAGUCGGAAUCCAGAAUUCUCCGCCCCGUGCUCGAUCCGAGGCUCCGCUGCGCCCACCACUCAUGUCGUAGCGACCCGAGCCUUUUUAAUUGGUCUUUUUUGGUUUUUAAUUUUCCCCGAGUUAAUCGAGGGGUGUAAUUAUAAAUUUGGGGUCAUGGACGUGGUGACGUUCGGCGUGGUGGUGGGCAUAGUCGUGCUCCUCUUCGUGCUCGUCCUUGUCGUCACCAUCGAGGGCGUCUGCAAGCGCCCCUCCGCCUCCUGACUCCUCCUGAUUUCCUUCCCCCACCACAAAACCCCGCGCGAGACCUAGCAAUGCGCCGCCGCACCCUCGCCGCCGUCCUGCUCCUCCUGGCGGCCGCCGCGGCCGUGCCCGCCCCCGCCGGCGGGCACUCGGACGCCUCCUGCCCCUUCCAUGACCACGGCGGCCACGGCCACGCCGAGCCGCCGCACCACCACCAAGACCACGGCGGGCACGGGCACAGCUGCGGCGGCGGGGACCACGAGCACCACCACCACCAUCACCACAGCCACGACGAGAUCCGGCGGCUCCUUCCCGAGGAGAUGGCCGAGGAGGCGGAUCUCGAGCUCGAGUCCUUCGGUUUCGACGAGCACGACCACGCCCACCACCAUCACCACCACCACGGCCACCACCACCACCACGACGGCAUGGAGACAUCGCCCAUGGGUGUGUGGCUGAGCGCGAUGGGGUGCUCGCUGCUGGUCAGCAUGGCGUCGCUCAUCUGCCUCGUCCUCCUCCCUGUCAUCUUCUUUCAGGGGAAACCGUCAAAGGCCAUGGUGGAUGCACUUGCAGUGUUUGGGGCAGGAGCAAUGCUUGGAGAUUCAUUUCUUCAUCAACUACCACAUGCUUUUGGUGGAGGGCAUUCUCACUCGCAUGAUCAUGAGGGUCAUGAUCAUGCUCAAGAGCAUGCGCAUGCACACUCACUGAAAGAUCUUUCUGUGGGAUUGUCUAUACUAUUUGGCAUUGUACUGUUUUUUAUCGUUGAGAAGAUUGUGAGGUAUGUUGAAGACAAUUCUCAAAAUGGGGCUCAUAGCAUGGGUCAUGGGCACCAUCACCACCAUAAAAGGCAUGAUUCCAGUGAUAAGGCCAAAUUAAAUCAUCAAAAGAGUGAUGGUGAUGGAAGUCUUCAUGAAUCAGAAGCUACUAUACGUAAGAGGAGCUCUUCUGGCAGUACCAAGGCCACUGAUGGAGAGCCUGCUAAUUCUGAAAAUCAUCCUGCCCCUGACAAAGCAUUAUCAAGUGAUGUUUCGUCUACUUCAAACUCUAACUUGGUGUUCGGCUACCUUAACCUUUUCUCAGAUGGUGUUCAUAACUUCACCGAUGGGAUGGCUCUUGGGAGUGCUUUUUUGCUCCAGGGUUCUGUUGGUGGCUGGUCCAGGACUUUAUUUCUGCUUGCACAUGAACUUCCCCAAGAGGUUGGAGAUUUUGGAAUCCUUGUGCGAUCAGGGUUCUCAGUAUCUAAGGCCCUAUUUUUCAAUUUUCUCUCGGCGUUGGUUGCUCUUGCUGGAACAGCACUAGCAUUAUCGUUGGGAAAAGACCCUGGACAUUCUUCUUUGAUUGAGGGCUUCACUGCUGGUGGUUUCAUUUACAUUGCUGUCGCGGGAGUCCUCCCGCAGAUGAACGACCAGAAAACAACCCUUAAAAGCUCAGUAGUUCAGCUGAUUUCCCUGGCAAUGGGGAUGCUGGUCGCUCUAGGCAUUUCUCUGGUAGAAUGAUCUGAAUCUCCAUUUAACCAGUUGCAGCUUUAGAUCGAACCGCGUUGCUCCAAUCCGGUAUAAUUCUUGGACAGUUCCAGCCUGGAAGAUGGGGGCUAAGGGGUGUUUGGUUCAGGAGGACCUCCUAAAAUUCCUAUCACAUCAAAUGUUUGAUACUAAUUACUAAUUAUAAAACCAAUUGUACA